Marasmius oreades (fairy-ring Marasmius) is the source of this 740-nucleotide messenger RNA. RefSeq lists its product as uncharacterized. The transcript is spliced from 3 exons. The record is from RefSeq and is a predicted model, not a curated record. The coding region runs from base 13 to 393 and encodes 126 amino acids. NCBI's taxonomy places the organism in Eukaryota, Fungi, Basidiomycota, Agaricomycetes, Agaricales, Marasmiaceae.
CUCAACCUCCCAAUGUUGCUCAAAACCUACAUCGCACUUUUUGUUACUUUAUUUGUUGCAUCAUCGGUCGCUCUCCCGACUCCCGACGUCGAUCUUGCCAAACGAUCGGACGUUGAGGACAAGCGUCAGAUUACCGGUUCCAGGGACUGGCGUAGAGAAGACAAGAGGCAAAUUACCGGUUCCAGGGACUGGCGUCGAGAGGAAGACAAGAGACAAAUCACCGGUUCCAGGGACUGGCGCAGAGAGGAAGACAAGAGGCAAAUCACCGGUUCUAGGGACUGGCGUCGAGAGGAAGACAAGAGACAAAUCACCGGUUCCAGGGACUGGCGCAGAGAGGAAGACAAGAGGCAAAUCACCGGUUCCAGGGACUGGCGCCGAGAAAACGAGGAGUAAUUUCUUUCUUUUGUGCGAUUACCGUUGAUGGCAUCGUUCCCUCGAACGGUACACGGGAUGUACCACCUCUGCUGCUGCCAGACUGGGACUGGUCUAGCAACAUAACUCUUUGUUCGUCUAUUCGGUCCUAAACAGGCCUUUUGUUUGAAUACCUUUCCUUUGAUUGUUGUGUUACCAUUGCGCUCUUCAUUGUGUCUUAACAGACACCUUCGUCAUAUAAUCUUCUGAUAGUAUUUCGUUAGUUGACAGUGUUUCGUUAGUCUUUUCGUAAUAUUCGGGUAAUCGUGUACCUAACCAAACGUUCAUCAUAUUCAAGUGAUGUAUGUAACUCUGAAUUUGACUCGAGG